Messenger RNA from Coniophora puteana RWD-64-598 SS2, 1680 nucleotides. RefSeq names its product glycoside hydrolase family 13 protein. The transcript has 9 exons. Gene Ontology annotation, biological process: carbohydrate catabolic process. Lineage: Eukaryota; Fungi; Basidiomycota; Agaricomycetes; Boletales; Coniophoraceae. The record is from RefSeq and is a predicted model, not a curated record. Bases 1 to 1680 code for a protein of 559 amino acids. Gene Ontology annotation, molecular function: alpha-amylase activity; calcium ion binding.
AUGCUCACCCUGACGCCAACAGUCGUUUCGUUAAUAGUACUAUGGGGGACAUGGUUUCACUGUAUAUCCGGCGUGCUUGCGGCCAAGGCGGAUGAUUGGCGGACACGUUCGGUUUAUCAGGUCGUCACAGAUAGAUUCGCCCCUCCAUCCAAUGUUAGCACUCUCCCGCCCUGCAACACGGAUGAUCGCAAGUAUUGUGGUGGCACCUUCCUCGGCCUUAGAGACCACCUCGACUACAUUCAAACCUUGGGCUUCGACGCUGUGUCAAUCUCGCCACCCUUUACGAGCGUGCAAGGAAAGACGCUUUAUGGAGAGGGAUACCUUGGAGAAUGGCCCCAGGAUCUGACGAGCAUCGAAUCCCACUUUGGCACCGACAACGACCUCAUCGCGCUCAGCAAGGCGCUCCACGACCGCGGCAUGUACCUCCUCCUCGACAUCGUCAUCAACCACCUCGUACCACCCACGCCGUUCAACGUCACCUCGUUCACUAAAUCCAACGGGACGACGCAGCUUUUGCACAACACCAUUGCGGCGAAGCCGUUCUCUGACCCGGAGCAGUUCCACGAUCUCUGUUUUAUCGGGAACGUCACCUCGAAUCAGACGACUAUCGAGAACUGCUGGCUCGGGGACGCGUCGCUCCCGUACGCGGAUCUGAACACGGAGAACAGCGAGGUGGUGCAUGUGCUCAAUGACUGGAUUGCGGGUGUGGUGGCAAAGUACAGCGUGGAUGGGCUCAAACUGUCGAUGGCGAAGAAUAUCCCGAUUGAUUUCUGGAAGGCGUUCACGAAUAUCGCUGGUGUUUUCGCCCUCGGCGAAGUCGUCACCGGUGACCCCAACUACACCAAGAACUACACAGAGGGAAUGGACGCAGUGAUGGACUACCCUGUCUGGUUUACGGUGGUGGAUGCCUUCCGUUCUCCCCAAGGGAAUCUAUCCGCACUCUAUGACGUCGUCGCACAGUCACAAAAGCUGUAUAGCAAGAGCGGUUUCGUUGCCGGAUCCUUCACGGAGAACCGCCACGAGGCAAGGUUUCCUUCCCGAACACAGGACCUCUCUCUGGUGCUGAACGCGCUGACGUGGCCGUUCAUUCAUGAUGGGAUACCUAUUAUUUACUAUGGUCAAGAGCAAGGUUUUGCAGGCGGUGGACCGCCAGGGAACCACGAACCGUUCUGGCUUUCCGGGAAUAAUACAGCGAAUCCGUUCUACCGCCUGGUCAGAUCUAUGAAUGCAGCCCGCCAUGCAGCCAUGAAGUCCACUACGUCAUAUUUCCUGACGACCCCCAUGAAAUUCGUCGAGACGCACACCAACAGCACACUCGCCGUCUCAAAACCGCCCCUCCUCUCGCUGCUCACCAACGCCGGCUCGGGCGACUCGACGCACCCGGGCGGCGCAUCGUGGAACGUGACGACGCCGCUGUACAAGGCGGGGCAGGAGCUCAUCGAGGUGUUCAGCUGCCGCAUCGUGCAGGCGAACGACGGCGGCGGCGUCAAUCUCACGUCGCUCGGCGGGAUGCCGCAGGUGUUGCUGCCGGCGACGAUUCUGCGCGCGCACAAGGACGCGGGGAUAUGUCGGGAGACGACGGAGCAUAGCGGGGCGCCGUCUGUGCGGUUUGGUGUUGGGGGGAUGCGGCUGGUUUGGGGGGCUGUUGUCCUUUUGGUUGCGGUGGUGUCUUUUGUCUGA